AAUCAGCGGAACCCAGCAUCUGUGCCAUGGAAACACGACGCGAGAACAGAGCAAGUUGGCAGUUGCAGAGGCGUUGACUCUCAAGGAAAUAGGAAGAUGCUCUGGUUUGUUUACAAAGAGAGCUUGCAGACCUGCCAUAAUGAAUGGCGUGAAUCAACAAUAUCCCACCAAAAAAGGCCCAUGCCAAUCUCACCCCCGAUAACUCUACAUAUUUCUCAUUCACAAAGCAUGAAAACAGAGGUGGAGCUCUCUCAGCUCUUUCUUUUUAAGAAGAGGGAAAUCAGCCCUCGUCGAUGCCUGUAGCAAACAUCUCCGCCAUGGGAACUCUCAUACGGGAUUUGGUAGAAGACGAGGAACACAUUUUCCGCAGCCAACUUCCUGAGGUCCAAGUGCCGGAUGAUAUCACAUUGCCGGAGUUUGUACUUCAGAAUGCUGAAUCAUAUGCUGAAAAUGUUGCAUUUGUGGAAGCUGUGAGCGGAAAGGCGUAUACUUACCGUGAAGUCGUGAGAGACACGAAGAGAUUCGCUAAGGCCUUGAGCUCUCUGAGGUUGAGGAAGGGUCAGGUGGUUAUUGUUGUUCUUCCUAACGUUGCAGAAUAUGCCAUUGUGGCUCUAGGGAUAAUGGCUGCUGGGGGUGUGUUUUCUGGUGUGAAUCCAGCAGCUCACAUAUCAGAAAUCAAAAAGCAGGUGGAGGCAGCCGAUGCCAAGCUCGUUGUCACAAAUAGCCCAAACUUCGAAAAGGUGAAGGAAUUAAAGCUACCAGUGAUAGUAUUGGGUGAAGAACUGAUUGAAGGUUCCAUGAACUGGCACAAACUGCUCGAAGCCGCGGACCGUGCAGGCAACAAUCAUGUCAAGGAAGAUAUCAAGCAGUCUGAUUUGUGUGCUCUUCCUUUCUCGUCAGGCACCACAGGGGUUUCCAAAGGUGUCAUGCUAACUCACCGAAAUCUAGUGGCUAACUUGUGUUCUACUCUCUCCGGCGUGCCCCGAGAAACGGAGGGCAAGGUCACGACGUUAGGCCUCAUUCCGUUCUUCCAUAUUUAUGGGAUAACUGGCAUAUGUUGUGCCACACUUAGAAACAAAGGCAAAGUUGUGGUGAUGGGAAGAUUUGAUCUUAGGACCUUCAUUAAUGCCCUGAUAACACAGGAGGUCACAUUUGCUCCAAUUGUUCCUCCCAUCAUCUUGGCUUUGGUUAAGAAUCCCAUUGUGGAGGAAUUUGAUCUUAGCAGUCUCAAACUUCAGGCAAUCAUGACUGCAGCCGCCCCGCUCGCACCGGAAAUUCAGACUGCCUUUGAGAAAAAGUUCCCGGGCGUGGAUGUUCAAGAGGCAUAUGGACUAACUGAGCACAGCUGCAUCACUCUCAACUAUGGAAGCAUAGGCAAGGAGAAUCUCACUGCAAAGAAAAACACAGUUGGCCGAAUUCUUCCUAAUCUAGAAGUCAAAUUCAUCGACCCCGAGAGCGGAAGAUCUCUGCCAAAGAAUACUCCGGGAGAAAUAUGUGUAAGAAGUCAGUGUGUGAUGCAAGGCUACUACAAUAAUGAAGAGGAGACUUCAAGGACCAUUGACAACAGAGGAUGGCUGCACACUGGGGACAUUGGAUACAUCGAUGACAAUGGCGAUGUGUUUAUUGUGGAUCGUAUUAAAGAGUUGAUUAAGUAUAAAGGCUUUCAAGUUGCUCCAGCUGAGUUAGAAGCAAUCCUCCUUACUCAUCCCUCCAUUGAAGAUGCAGCAGUGGUGCCGUUGCCAGAUGAAGAAGCCGGUGAAAUCCCAGCAGCGAGCGUCGUGAUAGCUCCAAAUUCGAAAGAAACUGAAGAAGAGAUAAUCCAAUACGUUGCCUCAAACGUUGCAUAUUACAAGAAAGUCAGGGUGGUUCAUUUUGUGGACUCUAUCCCAAAAUCGCCUUCUGGGAAAGUUAUGAGAAGGCUGAUCAAAGAGAAGAUGAUCGAUAAGAUUCGAGCCAAGACCGCCUCUUGAUCUGUCUGAUUAACACAGUUUCCUGUCUUCUAAAAUUUCAAAUCCUGAGAGAUGUUUGAAUUAGGUGUCAUGUCUAUACUUUGUCUGAAUCCUCUAAUAGAAUGGCCACUGAAACUAGCUCACACAUGUUUCUCUGGUUAGCCCGAAACUUAGCUUGUUUAUUUCCUUUUCAAGUUGCAUAUUUGAAAUUUAGCUUGUUUAUUUCGUUCAAAUUAAAUGAACUUUGUUCUACUGACUAAAAAUAAAAUGAUUUGAAUUAAACAUC
Messenger RNA from Momordica charantia (bitter melon), 2235 nucleotides. RefSeq names its product acyl-CoA synthetase 5 (gene ACOS5). Gene Ontology annotation, biological process: fatty-acyl-CoA biosynthetic process. Gene Ontology annotation, molecular function: long-chain fatty acid-CoA ligase activity. The record is from RefSeq and is a predicted model, not a curated record. Lineage: Eukaryota; Viridiplantae; Streptophyta; Magnoliopsida; Cucurbitales; Cucurbitaceae.